AGCGACUGGGAAGCAGAGGUGAGACAUCUGCAAGUGCUUCCGGUGAGGUUCUUGAGCGCGGAGUGCGGGGCUCUGAGGUCCACACUUCUGCGGAAGAUGUUUUACCACAUUUCCCUGGAGCACGAGAUCCUGCUGCAUCCACGCUACUUCGGUCCCAAUUUACUCAACACCGUGAAGCAGAAGCUCUUCACCGAGGUGGAGGGGACCUGCACCGGGAAGUAUGGCUUUGUAAUUGCUGUCACCACCAUUGACAAUAUUGGUGCUGGUGUGAUCCAGCCAGGCCGAGGUUUUGUUCUUUAUCCAGUUAAGUACAAGGCUAUUGUUUUCCGGCCAUUUAAAGGUGAAGUGGUGGAUGCUGUGGUCACUCAGGUCAACAAGGUUGGACUUUUCACAGAAAUUGGGCCCAUGUCUUGCUUCAUCUCUAGACAUUCCAUCCCAUCAGAGAUGGAGUUCGAUCCAAAUUCCAACCCACCUUGUUACAAGACAAUGGAUGAGGACAUUGUGAUUCAGCAGGAUGAUGAGAUCCGCUUGAAGAUUGUGGGGACACGUGUGGACAAGAAUGACAUUUUUGCUAUUGGCUCUCUGAUGGACGAUUACUUGGGACUUGUGAGCUGAGUAAGGGAGCCUCCAGCCUUGUUUGGUCCUGAUUAGAGAACGUGACUUUCCUACUUGGUACACUGUCUAAAAGUUCAGUCUGGCUGCUGUUAGGGAGGCAAGGAAGGUCCCUUGUCCCCAGAAGACUGCGUGUGCUUCUUCCAGCUGAGCUGUGCUCUCAGACUUUUAAUCUGUGUUCUAACCAUAAAAGGUUUUUGGCUCUCA
Messenger RNA from Peromyscus eremicus (cactus mouse), 819 nucleotides. It is a transcript of the gene Polr2g, whose product is annotated as RNA polymerase II subunit G. Gene Ontology annotation, biological process: positive regulation of nuclear-transcribed mRNA poly(A) tail shortening; DNA-templated transcription; transcription initiation at RNA polymerase II promoter. NCBI's taxonomy places the organism in Eukaryota, Metazoa, Chordata, Mammalia, Rodentia, Cricetidae. The transcript is spliced from 8 exons. Gene Ontology annotation, cellular component: RNA polymerase II, core complex; P-body. Gene Ontology annotation, molecular function: single-stranded DNA binding; single-stranded RNA binding; translation initiation factor binding. The record is from RefSeq and is a predicted model, not a curated record. The coding region runs from base 97 to 615 and encodes 172 amino acids.